GUCAAAUGAUAGCAACAGAAGAAGAGAAAUACACCCAAUUUGCUAAACCAAAACAAAUGGACUACAUGUUUUUUAACUAAUUUUCUUCAAAAAUUAAUGCCUGUUUUGGUGGCAGUAUACCAAUAUAUAAAAUAUUUAAAAAAUCAUCAGUGAAUAUCAGUAAUUUGUUUUAAUUUACAUAUUUCAUAAUUAGAAAUCAAAGUGAAAACAAUGUACAGAGACAAUGAAGAUUUUGAAGAACGCAAUAGGCAAAUUCUCUUUCAAGGGACAGCUGCACUGGAAAGAACUGGUGAAAGUCUGGCAAGAUCGACACAAAUAGCAAUUGAAACAGAGACUGUUGGAACCGAAGUAAUAUCUGAAUUAGAUUCACAACGAGAAGCUUUACUGAGAACGAGAAAUAGACUAGGGGACGCAAAUGAAGAAUUAAGGAAUGCUAAAAGCACGUUGAGUGCAAUGGGACGAAAUGUUUUAUAUAAUAAGUUAAUACUCAUUUUAAUUAUAAUAUUGGAAAUACUCAUAUUGGCAGCUAUCUGCUUCAUAAGGUUUAUAAAAUGAUAAAUAAUAAUAUGCAAAAUAGAUAAGUUACCAAUUAUAAACAAUCUACUUUUAGUAGUAUGUACAUACAUAUUAAAAAUACUUUACAAUUACUAUUUAGAUCAUGUCCUUAAAGUCAUUUUAAUUUUAUAUGUAUUUAGACUAUGUUACUUCGAAUACAAUUUAGAAAAGAAAACAUUGAAAAAUUCAUAUAUAAAAUUACAGAGUUGUAACACUGAUUAACUUUUAUAGCCACUUUACACAAUGCAAGGUAAUUUCUUGCGCAAGAACUUCUGCAAUAAGUUGCAACUAACUUUCUGCAAUAAAGUGAUUACACAGUGCAAACAAUUGCACAAACUGACAUGAAAUAUACAGAAAUUUCUUUGACAGUUAACAGAGAAGAAACUCUCAAAAGUCUUAUUUGAUUUAACCUGCUUUUAUUUACAUUUGUUCCAUUUCCUUCUCAGCCGCCUUUUUUCCAUAAUUACCAUAAUGUCCAUAAUGCUGUUAAAUUGUUACUUAAAUAAAGGUUAAAAAUGUAUGUAUUCGCGGUGUGCAAGUACUUGGAAGGGAAUUGAAAAACGAUCGUACGCGAAUAGCAGAGAAAUAUUGCAACUUUCUUAAAUAAUUCAUAUUGUCAAUUGAAAUUGUCAAAUUGACAUACAUUUCAUACCUACUGUCAUUGAAGAACAAAAAUUAUAUGUUGCUCCACAUUAUUGAUAUGAUAUGCAAUUAUUAUAUAAAUGUAAAUUUAAUUACUUGUAUUUUGCUUGCAGCACUGCAUUUUAAUAACUAAUUUUUUUUACUACAUACAAUUGUUUACGUUUUAAUAACAUAACCUGAAUCUUAUUUUUUCUUCUUAUUAUUUUUUUUGGACUAUGGCCUUGAUAAUUAUUAAGUAACCAGGACUAAUAUAAUUGGCCAAUAUAAUUAAAAGUGCGAAUAAAAUUGCAGAGCGUAGAAAUAGGUGUCGCUUUGCUGAACUUGCACGGUCCCAAUAUUGAUUAUUUAACAUCUUUUUGUUACCUAUGUUAUUAUUACAAUCUUAUUAUUAAAAUAAAAUUGGUAAAUAAUCAAGCUCGAGCUGAUGACAGAAUUUUAAUGUCGUCUGAAGUUGGCAGAAAAGUAAAAAACACAAACAGUGUAGCCUUAAAAGUAAAAGUUACUAAAAAUAUAACCAAAUUGCAUGAAAAAAAGUGCAGGUUCUAUUUAGCUGCAAGUUCUUGAUGCAAUAAGUUGCAGCAACUUUUCUGUGCAAUUUUUGUAUGACAGGAUGCAAUUUCUCUUGCUGCAAGAACUUAUGCAAUAAAUGUCGCAAUUACUUGCAUUGUGUAAAUUUUUAGUUAAAAUGUUAAAAAGUUUAAAAUGUUAAAAACUUAUUUCAUUACCUAAACCAUUUAAGAAAUCAGUUAAGGUUUUGCAUACCUAAGUUAAUUCUAAUUUUUACUUGUAUUCUUAUCUGAAUUGCGCUUUGUACAUAUUGACAUUAUUCUUUUGUAAAAGUGGUAUAUUUGUAAAUAAAUUAAUAAAUACA
Messenger RNA from Diabrotica virgifera virgifera (western corn rootworm), 2068 nucleotides. It is a transcript of the gene Vti1b, whose product is annotated as vesicle transport through interaction with t-SNAREs homolog 1B. The record is from RefSeq and is a predicted model, not a curated record. Gene Ontology annotation, molecular function: SNAP receptor activity; SNARE binding. Bases 211 to 555 code for a protein of 114 amino acids. Gene Ontology annotation, biological process: vesicle fusion with Golgi apparatus; macroautophagy; intra-Golgi vesicle-mediated transport. Gene Ontology annotation, cellular component: endoplasmic reticulum membrane; Golgi apparatus; late endosome membrane. NCBI's taxonomy places the organism in Eukaryota, Metazoa, Arthropoda, Insecta, Coleoptera, Chrysomelidae. The transcript has a single exon.